Panthera uncia (snow leopard) is the source of this 2697-nucleotide messenger RNA. It is a transcript of the gene CABYR, whose product is annotated as calcium binding tyrosine phosphorylation regulated. Gene Ontology annotation, biological process: sperm capacitation. The record is from RefSeq and is a predicted model, not a curated record. Gene Ontology annotation, cellular component: cytoplasm; sperm fibrous sheath. Gene Ontology annotation, molecular function: calcium ion binding. NCBI's taxonomy places the organism in Eukaryota, Metazoa, Chordata, Mammalia, Carnivora, Felidae. Bases 475 to 2601 code for a protein of 708 amino acids. The transcript is spliced from 6 exons.
GCGUUAGCCCUGGGGGAGUGGGUAAAAACGCAAGCUCACAGUUCAGCACAGGGGUCGGGGUAGUAAAAGAAGUUUUGGACAAGUAACCUCUAAAGGAGAGAUUUGGGUAGAAUUAAGCGGUCGGUUUUAAGCUCUCAGUGUGUGUGUGUGUGUGUGUCUGUCUGUCUCUGACUACCCGUCGAUGUAGUCCUGCUUGGUGUCGCAGUAUUUCUCAACUUGCUCAGGACAAUUUUUCUCAUGGGACUGUGUUGUAGGACGUACAGCAUCCCAGGUCUUGGGGCACUGAAAGGCCUCGCACACUCCCAGAGUAUGGAGUGGUUGGGGGCGCGGCAUACCGCCUGCGCGGAGAACCAAUAGGAUCACUGUACGGCCGUUCUGUCCACGGUUGGUGGCAGCAACUGCCAACUGCCUACAGAAAGGGUGUUUAGGUAGCUCCAUCAUGGCUGCCGUUGAUAUUACAGACAUCCUGCCCAAAUGAUUUCUUCAAAGCCCAGACUUGUCGUACCUUAUGGCCUCAAGACUCUGCUCGAGGGACUUAGCAGAGCCGUUCUCAAAACCAACCCACCAAACAUCACCCAGUUUGCAGCAGUUUAUUUUAAAGAACUCAUUGUGUUUAGAGAAGGGAAUACUUCUCUGGAUAUAAAAGAUCUCGUUAAACAAUUUCAUCUGAUUGAAGUAGAGAGAUGGUCAGAAGGAAUGACACAAGAGAAGAAACCAGAAUGUGUAAAAGAACCGGUAGGAACAUCCAUAGUUUCCCACGAACCUACACGGAUGGAAAAAUCUACAGACACAGAGGAGGACAAUAUAGCUGGACCACUGUUCAUCAGCAAAACCACUCAGUUCCCAUCAGUUCAUGCUGAGCUGCUCCCAGAGCCCGAGGAGACGACCGAAGCCGCUCGAGACUCCAGUUCAAAGCCAACUACCUCUAAGGCUAUGAGCCCACCGUCGUCACCGUCUCCGGCAGCUGGCUCCCCGGAGUUUGCUUAUGUCCCAGCCGACCCAGCUCAGUUUGCUGCUCAGACGUUAGGUAACGUUGCAUCUAUUCAUUCUGAUCAGUCUGACGUGUUAAUGGUGGAUGUGGCAACAAGUUUGCCUGUGUUUUCCGAGGAGGUGCUCAGCUCAGAGGCUGCCGAAGAUGCCGCGGCAGCCACUCCUGCUGUGUAUUCUGCAGAGGUGGUGGCCCUGCAGGUUCUGAGCCAAACAUCUGUCCGUGUAGAUUUGGGUUCUGAAUCUAAAGACGAUGACGCUGAGCCAUCAACGGCUUCCUCAUUCCCCUUGCAGGAUGAACAAGACCCUCCUGCUUACGAUCAAGCUCCUGAGGUCCCUUUGCAGGCUGAUAUUGAGGUCACAUCAUUCGUUCAUAUAUCCUCUAUCUAUAACGAUGAGCCUGUGACUGAAGGAGUCACUUAUGUCGAGCAAAUACCAGAGCACAUAGUUAUCCCUGAUGACGUUGCUACUCUUAAAGAAAAUGAUCAGUCAUCACCCUCUGGUCCCAUUCCUGUAGCACUCAUGAGGGGCUCAGGCAAAGCCGUAGGUUCUGGAAAACGUGCACAGUCGGAGGAGGACGCAGAAUAUUCCUCGGUGCAAAUGGAGGCAGAAGCAGUUCUGUACUCCAACACCUCCCUGCAAGGUCCGCCUGCACAACUCCAGGAUGCAGAGGGCUCUACCAAUGCAGUAGGCUCUGAAAAAUCUUUGCACCUUGAAAUGGAGUUUACUGCUCUAGUCCCUGGCAAUCCUGGGCAGGAGGAAUCCAGGGAAAACUCUGCCACCCAGGAGAUGGAGGCCACACUUGCGCUCUCUGGGGAAGCUGCCAAAGCAGGGAGCUUGGGUGCAUCUGUAAGGUCAUCUGGUGGUCCCCCCAUUCCUGUUCCAGAAGGUCUUACUGAGCCAGAAAUCGAACCAGAGUGGGAAGCAGCACCCGAACAAGGUUUGAUGGAGCCAGCCAUAGCAGCAAGUGAAGCAGGACAACCACCACCAUAUUCUAACAUGUGGACCCUUUAUUGUCUAACUGAUAUGAAUCAACAAAGUCGCCCAUCACCGCCACCUGCACCUGUGCCUUUCCCCCAAGCAACCCUCUAUUUAUCUAAUCCUAAGGAUCCACAGUUUCUGCAGCAGCCACCGAAAGUUACUUCUCCAACUUACGUGAUGCUGGACGACAGCAAGAAGACCAGUGCCCCACCUUUUAUUUUAGUAGGCUCGAAUGUUCAGGAAGCUCAGGAUUGGAAACCUCUUCCUGGACAUGCUGUUGUUUCUCAGUCAGAUGCCUUGAAGAGAUACACUGCAGUCCAAGUACCCAUCGCUGUUCCUGCAGAUCAGAAAUUCCAGAAACAUACCCCAAACCCCCAGAAUGGUAGUCCUCUGCCAAGUGGACAAGAUGUCCCCAGGCCACAAAGCCCAGUUUUUCUCUCUGUCGCAUUCCCAGUAGAAGAUGUAGCCAAAAAAGGUUCAGGAUCUGGUGACAAACGUACCCCCUGUGGAAGUUAUGGUAUUGCUGGAGAGAUAACCGUGACCACCGCCCAUGUCCGCAGAGCAGAAACUGGGAACUGGCAGGUUCGAAUACUACAUUGCAUUUCAGGAGACAACUCGGUUAUCAAAUCUUAGGUCUACGUGCCCUUAUUCAUCACCCCCUUUGUAGACUUUUAGCAGAAUUGUCAAAAUGGCUUUCUCAGCAUGAAAUGCUGGGAUAUUUCGCUGCAA